AUGUCAAUUAAGUAUCAACAAGGACCAUUUUCACUGAGUAUAGGUGCCUUUUUGAAUGGUGUGCGUCCGGGAAAGCCCAAAUUCACUGAGAAAGAUUUCCCUACAUUAGACGGUAAAGUUGUUAUUGUUACUGGAGCUAGCGCAGGUGUAGGAUUUCAAGUAGUUAAGUUAUUGUUAGGAACUACUAAUGCCAAAGUAUAUCUCUUCACUAGAAAUAAAGAGAAGACAGAAACAGCUAUAAAGAAAUUGGAAACCGAAGUUGCUUCAGAGUAUAACAAGAAAAACCUUGAUGUUCACUAUAUUUUGGUAGAUUUAGGGGAUCUCGAGAGUAUUAAACCAGCUGCCGAACAAUUCUUAAGUCUUGAAAAUAGAUUGGACAUUGUCAUCCACAAUGCUGGUGUUAUGGUUCCACCUGUGGGGUCUAAGUCCAAACAAGGCUAUGAAUUGCAAUUAGGUACUAAUGAUCUUGGCCCUCAUUUAUUGCAAAAGUUCUUAGAUCCGCUUCUCAUAAAGACAUCUAAAACAAAUAAACCAGGCGAAACGAGAAUUGUUUGGGUUGCUUCGUUUGGACAUUAUAUGUCACCAAUUGGAGGAGUCCACUGGGAAGAUAUAAACUUCCUUAAAACAGAAGCUAGUCAAAUGCAGAAGUAUGGUCAAAGUAAAGCUAUUAAUAUCUUACAAGCUAAAGGAUGGAAUACAGCACACCCAGAUGGAUCCAAUAUUAUUAGUGUUUCAUUAUGUCCUGGAUUUUUAAACACCGAAUUACAAAGACACGGGCCACCAUCACAACGAUUUUUAAGUAACUUUUUACAUAAUUCAAAAUAUGGAGCCUAUACAGAGUUGUUUGCUGCCCUUUCACCAGAAGUUAAAACUGCAGAUCAUAUUCAGAGUUUUGGUAAAGUUACUAAAGCAAGAAAGGAUUUAUCGGAACCAAAGCACAUUCAAAAAGCUUGGGACUAUUUAGAGGAAAACGUCAAACCAUAUCUUUAG
This is a messenger RNA of Scheffersomyces amazonensis, 990 nucleotides long. Its product is annotated as short-chain alcohol dehydrogenase. NCBI's taxonomy places the organism in Eukaryota, Fungi, Ascomycota, Pichiomycetes, Serinales, Debaryomycetaceae. The record is from RefSeq and is a predicted model, not a curated record. The coding region runs from base 1 to 990 and encodes 329 amino acids. The transcript has a single exon.